Cryptococcus deneoformans JEC21 is the source of this 1863-nucleotide messenger RNA. Its product is annotated as DNA dependent ATPase, putative. The transcript is spliced from 8 exons. Bases 20 to 1822 code for a protein of 600 amino acids. Gene Ontology annotation, cellular component: SCF ubiquitin ligase complex. NCBI's taxonomy places the organism in Eukaryota, Fungi, Basidiomycota, Tremellomycetes, Tremellales, Cryptococcaceae. Gene Ontology annotation, biological process: SCF-dependent proteasomal ubiquitin-dependent protein catabolic process. The record is from RefSeq and is a predicted model, not a curated record.
AAAACUUAUCGGGCCUCCCAUGUCUAGACGUAGCAGAGCAGGUGGGGCAGUCCGUGGCCCAUCUUCUGCCCUUACUUCCUUCUUGGCAGGCCUCGGCGUUGAACCGUCGCAUCGUAUAAAUGCUUGGGGAGAUCGUUCCGCCGUUGAAACUCCUACUUCUAAUGGGUCCAAUCAACACCCUGACCCGGCAAAUGUAGUCUCAGAUGAGAAUGUGGAGGCGGGUCCUAGCAGAGUUGGACUGGGCACACCGUCACUUGACGAAGAGGGUGACUUGCCUGUCGGGUUCAAAAGAGAGAGGGGAACAAAUGGUGAUGAAGAUUACAAGGCCAAACGUGUUCGAGCCGCAUCUAUCGAUUCAGAUGAUCUCGAUGCAGAUGAUACCCCUGUGGUAGGUCACAGCGCUCGAACGCCAAAAUCAGCCCCUCAAUCUUCAACAAAUGUGCCCGCCGGCCCCAUGAGACCUAUCGGGGAGUUUAUGGUCUGUGGAGAGUGUACCAAACGGUUUACAGUGACGGCAUACACCAAGGAACAUCCUACCAAUUCCCAAACAUAUCUAUGUGUCCAGUGCUGCUAUGCGUUAGGGAUUGACCCCUUUGCUAAGCCCAAAAAGGCCGCUCCAAAGAAAGCAGUUAAAAAACAGAAUAGGGCCAAGAUUGUCCAUUACGAACAAAGACGAGGAGUAAAUUCUUUAGGAGACAUUUGCAUUCAGCUUGUAGGCAAAUACAUUGAGAAUGUUGAGCAACUAGGCGACAUUGGCAGUAUCAACAUGGAUAAAGUCUGUAGAAUUAUAUGCAAGGGCCGCCGAUUGACGCCUGAGACCGCACCCUUGUUUUAUUCCGUCGAACGCGAUUCGUUGGACAUGUAUGAUUGUACUCGUCUUACUCCAGAAGCUUUCUUCACACUGGCAAAUCUUUGCCCAAAUCUGCAAACAUUGCGUCUUGACCUUGUCGGGCAAAUGUCUACAGAAGUAGUUAGUCACUGGGCCAAGAGUCUGAAACAGCUGAAACGGAUAGAACUUCAUGCUCCCUUUCUUGUGAGGAAGGAAGCCUGGAUUGAGCUCUUCCAAGCAGCUGGGGAACGAUUGGAGGGCUUCCUAGUGACUCAGUCCCCAAGGAUUGACAGGGAGACAGUACACCAGUUGGUCAAGAAUUGCCCGAACCUGACAGAACUAAGACUUGCAGAGAUUGGCAGACUUGACAGUGAGAUGCUUAAGGAACUCAAGCCCCUCAAGAAGCUCAGGCUUCUUGAUAUUUCUUCCCCUGCUGAUUCCUUAACGGAUGAUGCCAUCGUUGACCUGCUUGAAGCCGUAGGCGAUUCCAUAGAAGACCUUAAUCUGGCCGACAACUUUGAUUUGACCGACGCCAUUCUCCCAGCUAUUGUCAAAUAUUGCCCUCGACUCCAGUCAUUAUGCCUCCGCAACCUCACAGAACUUACUGACGAGGGCGUUACGGCGUUUUUCGGAUCGCUCCAAGCCAAAGGUCACCAGGGCCUGCGCUGUAUUGAUAUGGAAAAGGGUCAUGAGCUUAGAGACUCUGCUUUGGGAGCUCUGAUCGCUCAUUCGGGCGAGACGAUAGAGUGGCUGAGCCUCCUCGGUUGGAAGGAGGUGGCACUCGAGGCCCUGAAUGCGUUGGUCAGAUGCAAGAACCUCAAAUACCUGGAUGUUGGAUGGUGUCGGGCGGUUAAUAAUUUUUGGGUCAAAGAUGUGUUGGACGGAUGUCAUGCUAUCGAACAAGUUAGAGUAUGGGGUUGCAAUGAAUUAUCUGAUGGUGUGCCGCGAAAGAAAGGGGUCAAGGUGAUCGGGAUCGAAACGCAUUCAAUCUAGAGUUUGGAGUCUUGUAAUUUGAUGGCAUGUAUACAGUAGAU